This is a messenger RNA of Carassius gibelio (silver crucian carp), 1132 nucleotides long. RefSeq names its product histone H1.10 (gene h1-10). The transcript has a single exon. Bases 93 to 707 code for a protein of 204 amino acids. Lineage: Eukaryota; Metazoa; Chordata; Actinopteri; Cypriniformes; Cyprinidae. Gene Ontology annotation, molecular function: structural constituent of chromatin; DNA binding. Gene Ontology annotation, biological process: nucleosome assembly. Gene Ontology annotation, cellular component: nucleosome. The record is from RefSeq and is a predicted model, not a curated record.
GAUUCAAAUCCUUGAGAUGAUGCGAGCAUCAUCUUCGAUCUGAUAACUCUCGCGUUCUCGGGAAACACACAUAAUACGCAUCAGGUUUGAUCAUGUCUGCUGAGGUCGAAGAGUCAACACCCGCCCAAGCCCCUGCUCCAGCAGCAACCAAAACGAAGAAGGCAUCGGCGAAUAAGGCAAAACCUGCUGUAACUGCUUCUCCGUCUAAAAAGAAGAAAAAGAAGAGCAAGGGGCCCGGGAAGUACAGCCAGCUCGUCAUUGAUGCGAUCCGCACCCUGGGUGAGAAAAACGGCUCGUCGCUUUUCAAGAUAUACAAUGAAGCGAAGAAAGUGAGCUGGUUUGAUCAACAGAACGGUCGCGUGUAUCUGCGUUACUCCAUCCGCGCGCUCCUGCUCAACGACACGCUCGUGCAGGUGAAGGGACUGGGAGCCAACGGCUCAUUCAAGCUCAAUAAGAAGAAAUUUGAGAAAAAGCCAAAGAAGAGUGCCACUAAGGCGACCAAAACAGAAAACCCUGUAAAGCCGGCUUCCAAAAAAGACGUGACCAAGAAAGUGACUGCAAAGAAGAGCGCCAAAAAGAGCCCCGUUAAAAAGAAGACCGCGAAGAAGACGAGUGUUAAGAAGACGACACCCAAACCGAAGAAAGCAGCAGCUGCCAAAAAGCCAAAAGUCGCGGAGAAGAAGGCAAAGGCGAAGAAAUCAAAAUAGACUUUCUUUGAAAAUAAAUAAUUAUAUUUUUUUAUAUAGCUUCUUGGAAGAUCCAGAUUUAAAGGGAUUCCGUUUUUAGUUUUGAUAUGUUUUGAUAUUUCUGUUGACAUUAGGUAUGCUGUCAUUUGAGGUUUGAUGUCAAUGUACUUAGAAAUGGCUUCAUGAUAGAGACACACCCACUUUAGUUCCUGCACUUCAAGAUGUCAUGUUUUCCUGAAAUGACACUUUUGUUUCUUUGCUGCACUAAACAGGACACUUGGUAGCUAACUAGACGAAGAUGAACGCUUUGUGAAUAUAAACUAGAACAGUGCUUGUUUAAACAACAAUCUCAUAUAAAAUGUUACUGAACUGCAAAAGACAACAUGUAUGUCGAAUAAACCUGAUUUUAUUAUUAUUCUUUUUAAUAAAAAUGACUGCACAACCUU